AUGAAGUCAUCUCUAGUUUCAAUUCUUCCAUUCUUUCUCUUCUUUCUAUCUACAUCACUUUCCCAAAGAUGCAACCAAAAUGACAAAAAAGCUCUCUUAGAAAUCAAGAAAUCCCUUGGCAAUCCCCAUGACUUAAUUACAUGGGAUCCCAAAACCGAUUGUUGUAAUGAUUGGUCCCAAACCACCCUAUCAUGUGACGACAACACCAAUCGCGUUACAUCCCUAAUCCUCAUCAAAAUCAAGAACGCCGGUUACAUCUCCCCGUCCAUCGGAGACCUUUUAUAUCUCCAACAUUUAGAUAUCACGAAUAUUCGCAAUCUUUCAGGUCCAAUUCCAUCUACAUUAGCCAAGCUUACAAAUCUCACAUUUUUAAAAAUCACUCAAACAAACAUUUCAGGAACGAUCCCUGAUUUCUUUGGUGAAAUGCAAAACAUUACAUACAUCAAUUUGUCAGAUAACAAUCUUAUGGGUACAAUUCCUCAAUCACUUGACCAACUAUCGAAUUUAUCGUACCUUCAAUUAGACAGGAACAAACUUACUGGAUCAAUUCCAGAAUCAUUCGGGAGAUUAUUAUCCCGAAAACUCGAGUUUCUUUACCUUGGACAUAAUAAACUUAGCGGAGUUAUACCGAGUUCUUUUACAAAUUGGAGCUUUGAGACCCUUGAUUUGUCUGGAAACAAGCUUGAAGGAGACAUUUCUUUCUUGUUUGGGGAGAAUUCGAAUACAUUUCAAUUGUAUUUGUCUCGAAAUAAGUUUGAAUUCGAUUUUUCAAAGUUGAAAUUUGGGGGGAAAUUAGUGAGUUUGAAAUUGAACCAUAAUAAUAUUUAUGGGGGUUUUCCUGCUGGUUUUGCUAGUAGACCAUGGCAGGAGUUUAAUAUAAGUUACAAUAAUUUAUGUGGCAAAAUUCCACAAGGUGGGUAUAUGAUAAGGUUUGAUAUCUAUUCAUAUGUCCAUAAUAAAUGCUUGUGCAAUUAUCCGUUGCCCCCUUGUAAAUCAUGAUGGAUCGACUUUGCCGCUAAGUAUUUUAAUUUUAUUUUGAGGGAUUGUCUGAUGAAAGAUAUAAAAUAAUGUAUUAUUAAUAUUGAAA
Molecule: messenger RNA, 1087 nt
Organism: Solanum dulcamara
Lineage: Eukaryota; Viridiplantae; Streptophyta; Magnoliopsida; Solanales; Solanaceae
Product: polygalacturonase inhibitor-like
Exons: 1
Coding region: 1-999 (332 amino acids)
Molecular function (GO): protein binding
Source: RefSeq, a predicted model, not a curated record